Morone saxatilis (striped sea-bass) is the source of this 1130-nucleotide messenger RNA. Its product is annotated as prolyl-tRNA synthetase associated domain-containing protein 1-like. Lineage: Eukaryota; Metazoa; Chordata; Actinopteri; Moronidae. The record is from RefSeq and is a predicted model, not a curated record. The coding region runs from base 1 to 360 and encodes 119 amino acids. The transcript has 3 exons. Gene Ontology annotation, molecular function: aminoacyl-tRNA deacylase activity.
AUGUCCGAUCCAGCAGAUGCAGAAACUGCAGCAGACGUUCAGCUCCUGUUCGAAAGAGUGAACCUCAACGACCUCGCCAAGAAGCUUGGUGUCGGCAGCGGCAACCUGCGCUUCGCAGACGAGGCGGCCAUGUUGGAGAAACUCAAGGUGGGUCAGGGCUGCGCCACGGCUCUCGCUCUGCUCUUCGAUAAGGACCAGAGUGUGAAGUUCGUCUUGGACCGGGACCUGGUAGAGGGAGGCCAUGAGAUGGUCUACUUCCACCCCAUGACCAACGCUGCCACCAUGGGGCUCCGACCAGACGACCUGCUGCGGUUCCUCAAGGAGACGGGCCACGAACCUGUCCUGGAGAGCUUCGAGUAGGGUGGGAAAGGAACCUGGAGCCAAACCGGGGUUAAAACCUGGAUGAGAGCAGCCUGCAGGGACUGAACCUGACUCGUGUUGUUAGAACAGGACAUGAAAAAGCCUGCAGCACAUAUGAACUCUGGUUCAGAUGUUUAGAAAUGAUACAAAAUGAUACAAUUACAACAUGAAUAAGAGGUGUCUAAAAGUUAUGAUUUAAAACAGAAUGUGAACAUUUUACUGCUUCAGUUACAGCUCUGCCAAAAAUAAUUUUAAGAUUUUUAAAAGAUGAAAUGUUUUUGACAAUUCAUUAGACAGAAAUUAGCAGUUUGUUUGUUAAUUGUUACUUAGUAAAGCUCGUCUGUUUAUUAUUUAAUGUUUUAGCUCAGUAAAAAACAACUGAAGACAUCGUCAUCAGUUUUUAGAAUGAUUUCUUCCUUCCACAGACAAGAACCUGGCAAUACGAUACAUAUCACAAUACAGGGGUUACAAUUAAAGCUGCAGUAGUUAAUUUUUUAUAAAAUAUUUGCUGAAACCUUCACUAUAUCCUGACAAUACAACAUGAGACAGGUAAUCUGUGAAACAAUCAGGUUUCUCUGGGUCCUCCUAGUGUUCCUAAUGGCAAAAAUGCACAGAAACUUAAUUCUUAAAAGUUACCUACUGCAGCUUUAAAUAUAUAGUGAUAUAUUGCAGUGUGUGAUAGUAUUGCAAUUUUUAAAAAGAUAACAUUUUAGGAAAGCUGUCAUAGUACUGUUUUGGUCUCUAUAGCUAAUUAUUCCCUUAAUGACAGC